This is a messenger RNA of Alternaria triticimaculans, 219 nucleotides long. RefSeq lists its product as uncharacterized. The transcript is spliced from 2 exons. Lineage: Eukaryota; Fungi; Ascomycota; Dothideomycetes; Pleosporales; Pleosporaceae. The record is from RefSeq and is a predicted model, not a curated record. The coding region runs from base 1 to 219 and encodes 72 amino acids.
AUGAGAUCGCCGUUGCACCGACAACAUCAGCCGGCCUACAUCGGGUGUCCCGCAGCCGACGACAAGCAAAGUUACAACGACAACGACCAAGAAGCCAGAGCCGACCACAUCAAGCAAGAAGCCCGAGCCAACACCUACAACCACUUCGAAGAAGCCGGAACCCCCCAAAUCAAGUACGAAGCCAGCACCAACGUCGACCACCACGACCAAGAAGCCUGA